AUGGCGUACAAGAUAACUAUCGUUUGCGUAUUUAAUAUGAACAUCUGUAUCGACCGUAUCUCCGCUGGUGACUGUAAAAGUAAAGGGUGCUGUAUCCAGCUCUAUCCAGAUACCAUUCGUUUUAAGUUAUCUGGAAAGAAGACUUCUCUCUCUUCAGAGAGUCCUACUACUGAUAUCUUCCUUGUGGAGGGAGACUUUUCGCUUGUUCAGGUGACGUUAGACGACAGAGCUGGCGGUGAUCUGAACAUUAUUAAAACCUCGUCUCACUUCCACCUAUCCCUGCUCAACUGGAACACCCAGGCUGUCCAUUCUCUCACUUUUCUCUGUCCUACUUCUGGUCAGGAGGAAGUGUACGAAGUACUGAUAACACCCUCAGAACCCGACCUAACUCCACCUCCCAUCAAACUGGAGUUUUCCGAACUUAUCAGCACUCUCCUCCCCACUGUCGUCCUGGGACUCCUCGUCCUUCUAAUCGUCAUUGGGAUCGUCUUCCUAACCACCGCCAGCUACAGACGUCUCAAAUCCACUUCGUCUCAGUGGGACUCUCCCCUAACUAUGAACUCAAUGUUAACUACUCCAGUUAAGAUAGGUUCCCCGUUCAGGCCGGCGUCAGUGACAGUGACCCCUACUAGACUUAAAACACCGCUUUAUACUAAACCUCGGGGGACUCCUGGGAGUAUAUGA
Messenger RNA from Bolinopsis microptera, 684 nucleotides. RefSeq lists its product as uncharacterized. NCBI's taxonomy places the organism in Eukaryota, Metazoa, Ctenophora, Tentaculata, Lobata, Bolinopsidae. Bases 1 to 684 code for a protein of 227 amino acids. The record is from RefSeq and is a predicted model, not a curated record. The transcript is spliced from 5 exons.